AGUCACCAACUUGGUAACUUGACAAUUAAAAUCCCCGUCCUGUCCGCCAUAACCUCACUUUGUCGAGAAAAAUCUGUGAUCAAAAAGUGGUGUUUUCGGUCGUUUUUAGGAAAAUGUCCAAUCAGGAAAAACCGGUAAAAAUCUCGAAACAAUUACGUUUAAAAGCUCACGAGUUCCUCUCGUCUCGUAAAAAUUCCGAACAUUUGCUAAGUAUUGUACGUCAUUUCGAAUCGGGUGCGGACCUGUCAUCAUGUUUACUCACUUUGGAAUUGAUAUUUACGAAUUUAUUAAAAGACAGGGAUAUGUACAUAGAAGUGGUUCCAUUAAAACCCAUCGAAAAAACUGAAACGAAUCAAUACAAGGAAUGGUUGAGGAACUUGUAUGAAAAUUGCUUUAGUAAAAUUCUUGAAUCAUUUGAGAAUGACUCGAAUAAGAUUCAAAUUCAGGGUUUGUCCACUGCCAUGAAUAUUAUUUCCUAUGAAGGAAAAUUUCCUUUGGAGAAUAGAGGGAAUUUGGAGUGCUAUGUACCACUGAAUAGACUAAAGCCUGUUUUGAUGAAACUACUCUCAAACAAGCACAAUAACGUUCAUCUUAUAAACAAAUACACGGAAUAUCUUCUUUAUAGUGACAUUCUUUUCUUUUCUUGGAAACUCUUACCGUCAUUGACGGCUAAAACUAACCCAAAUGAAACGUACAUAAUGAAUUAUUUACGCUUACUUGAAAAACUCGAAUUGCGGAAACCCGACGAACAGCAAACUUUAUGCGGAAAUGAAACUGGUGAUUUUUUCACAUUUGACGAAAACGUUCCUCUCCGUGCGUUAAAUAAAGUGUGGCAUUGUGUCAUGUUGUGGGAGCACAGCCCCCAAACCCACAAACAACUCUUGAUUGUUCUUCUCGAACGCGCCCUUCCCCACUUGGAAAAACCCCUUUUCCUAACUGACUUUCUCAUGGAUUCGCUCGAUGUAGGAGGCCCUGUUAGUUUGCUCGCCCUCCAAGGAAUAUUCACCAUGAUCCAAGUCCACAAUUUAAACUAUCCCAACAUUUUCGCUAAAUUGUACUCAAUGUUUGAACCGGAAAUCUUCCACACCAAAUAUAAGGCGCGUCUUUUCUAUUUGUCUGACUUGUUUUUGAGUUCCACUCAUCUGCCGGAAAAUCUUGUUGCGGCUUUUGCCAAGCGCUUGGCCCGUUUAGCUCUCAUUGCGCCCUCUGAAGACGUCGUCAUCAUCUGCAUGUUUAUAGGGAAUUUGAUUUUGAGACAUCCAGGCCUCAAAUGUUUAUUGAAUAAUCCAACGGAAGGCACCGCCAGCUCUGAUCCAUACAUAAUGGAAGAACGCGAUCCAGUCAAGUCAAACGCUAUCAACAGUUCUUUGUGGGAACUGAAGAGUCUUCAACAGCAUUCAAUACCAAGCGUUGCAACGGCCGCUAGAUUCAUUAAUUCACCUUUGCCGACAAUCGAAUGGGACUUGAGUCGGAUUCUGGACGAAACUGGAGAUGAUAUUUUCGAUAAAGAGGUGAAAAAACAUGGAAAAUUGAUCGCGUUGGCCUUUGACAAGUCACAUGAUCAAAUUCUACACUAUUGGAACAUUUAAUUACGAGACUGGAUCAAGGUAAUAGUCACAUGUACGGAAUUAUUCAAAAUAAUUGAUUUUGAAUGAUUCUGUAUAGAUAUUUUAUUGUGAUAAGGAACGGGCGUGCCUUGACCAUUAUUUGCGUCAGGACAUAUCUACAAUGUGUUGCGGAUUUCCACCGUUUAAAUCACACGCAUUGUUGCUGUGUAACAUUUGUUACCUAGCUAACAAUCGGCAUUGGUGUGUGUAUUCAUCAUUUCAGCUUACACCAUCAUGUAUUUUUUAUUGACUUUUGAUUAAAAAAUACAACUCAUUAAUUUAUCCAAUUGAAAGGUGAUUUUUCAAUGCCUAAAGUAAUGUUGAAAAUAACAAAAAAAAAACAUCGCUGUGUUAUUUUUUAUGUAUUAAUACUUUAGAAUAGUAUUUCUUAAUGUGUAUUGUUAUUUCUAAUUUUUGAUGUUGAAUAAAAUGUUGCUUUUUUCAA
Tribolium castaneum (red flour beetle) is the source of this 2052-nucleotide messenger RNA. RefSeq lists its product as uncharacterized. NCBI's taxonomy places the organism in Eukaryota, Metazoa, Arthropoda, Insecta, Coleoptera, Tenebrionidae. Gene Ontology annotation, biological process: ribosome biogenesis. Gene Ontology annotation, cellular component: small-subunit processome; Noc4p-Nop14p complex; nucleolus. The record is from RefSeq and is a predicted model, not a curated record. The transcript is spliced from 4 exons. The coding region runs from base 114 to 1589 and encodes 491 amino acids.